GAAGGAAGUGACUUGUAAGGACUAGUCCUGGAAGUAUCCUUGACAUUGAGAAACGGCCUAUAUAUGGAGAUGAUCUCGUACAUUAAGCAGCAAAUUUGAACAGAUAAGCAUUACAGUCCGGAUUGAGAUACUUCUGUGCAGGUGUAUUUCGUCUUUGGAACCAAACGGAAACUUAGGGUACAGGACAAGUGACAGAAAAGGUCUGCAGAUCUCAUUUAUUGCUCACUGUCAAUUCACAAUUAGGAGCAAUGACGACAACAACAACAACAACCCAAAAGCACAAAUUAUUCUGUUCUGAGCCAAUGGGGAAAAAAUCUGUUAACACACUUCCUGGAAUUGGUCCUGUGUUGGCUGAACGACUUAAAAUGAUUGGAAUAAGAACAGCAAAGGAGGUCCUGGGUCGUUUCCUGGUCUUGAGGAUGGAUGAGUGGAAGUUUAAGAGCUGGCUUAGAGACUCAUGUGGAGCAAAUGCAAAGCAUCAAAGUGAUUGUUACAACUGCCUGAAGGAAUGGACAGAUAGUUAUUUGUAAAGUCGACAAAACUGUUUGCCUUGUUGCACUCAUAUUACUUAUGUUAAUGUCAUUUAUAUAGCCUUCUGCAACUGCUAGGUACAGUACAACAGUUGAAAAUAAUGGGUCUUAUAAAUGUGUCUUUAUCUUUACUGCAUCUUGCUUUAGUUAAGAAAUCUCACAUAAUAAGUACAAAUAAUGCAUUACAGUGCAAAACACUUUGUAUUCUUAUGUUUUUAUAUUUAUUUGUUACAAUUUGUAGAAAUACAAAAAAAUGCUAAAUGAAUACGCCAUCAGUAAAUUCAAGCUCAUUUAAAGCUUGAAAUGUUGAGUUUGUGGUAAGGCGUAGCAGUGGUUUAUAGAAUAAAAAUAAGAUAAAAUGUUGACAUCUUUUUCAUAAUGGUGAUUUUAAUGCUUUUAUCAGCCACAAAGUAAUUCAGUUACCUUCAUUAAGGACCAUAUUUAGGCCUGGUUUCACAGUCAAGGCUUAGCUGAAGGCAGGACUACGCCUUUGUUAAAAUAAGUAAGCAUCUCUUAUAAACAUGCCUUAAAAAUAACAUAACUGGUGUGUAUCUUGAGAAAAAUGAGUGGCUUAUUUUUAGAUCUGUAAGUGCAAGUUAUUUUCAGUUAAGACAGCAUGUAUUCUAAUCUAGGAUAAGUAUUACGCCUCGUCUGUAAAUUUGAAAUAAAACCUAAACAUUUAAAUGUAAUUUGUUCGAUAUAUGUCUUCCUCUUCCAAAUCCUUUCCACAUAUCGCCAAAUGACGGCGUGACUCCCUGCUCAUAAAUCACGGUCUUUGCAUAGGCCCACUGUCUGUCUCUAACUGU
This is a messenger RNA of Misgurnus anguillicaudatus (oriental weatherfish), 1336 nucleotides long. The record is from RefSeq and is a predicted model, not a curated record. Lineage: Eukaryota; Metazoa; Chordata; Actinopteri; Cypriniformes; Cobitidae.